Stegodyphus dumicola is the source of this 744-nucleotide messenger RNA. RefSeq lists its product as uncharacterized. NCBI's taxonomy places the organism in Eukaryota, Metazoa, Arthropoda, Arachnida, Araneae, Eresidae. The record is from RefSeq and is a predicted model, not a curated record.
AUGAACAAUCUUGCAGGAGUACAAUUUUUAAUAUCCGCUUUACGAGAACAAUAUUGGAUUUUGAAAGCACGAAAGACUGUCAAGAAAGUCAUAAGAAGCUGUGUUGUAUGUCAGAGGUUCGAUACUAGUUCUUCGAAAACACCCAGUGCUCCUCUCCCUGAAGAUCAAGUAAGAGAAGCAGCAGUCUUUGAGAUUGUAGGUGUUGACUUGACUGGACCGUUGAUAUUGAAGGGAAAUCAAAAAUCAUGGAUAGUGAGUUUUACCUGUGCUGUUUUUCGCGCUUCAUGGAUAGUGAGUUUUACCUAUGCUGUUUUUCGCGCUGUACAUUUGGAAUUGAUUUUCUCGCUAUCAACUGAAAGUUUUCUGCAAGCGCUGAGACGUUUCAUUGCUCGACGUGGAAGACCCCACACCAUCUAUUCCGACAAUGGAACGAAUUUCAAAGGAAGUGAUAGAUUAUUCAAAAGCUUAAAUUGGGAUAAAAUCUUAGAACAAGCUAGUAUCCACAGGAUCACAUGGAAAUUUCUUCCGCCAUCAGCUCCCUGGUCUGGAGGAUGGUGGGAACGAUUAAUAGGAGUCCUGAAAAGAAUCCUUCGCAAAGUUUUAGGACGAUCAUCUCUGAAUCAUGAAGAAAUGAUAACAAUUUUGUGUGACUGUGAAGCAAUAAUGAAUAAUCGUCCAUUGACGUAUGUCUCGGAAGAUGUUGAAGAUUUAUCUCCGAUCACACUUUCCAUGUUUCUCCCAUGA